This is a messenger RNA of Lethenteron reissneri (Far Eastern brook lamprey), 3867 nucleotides long. It is a transcript of the gene UMAD1, whose product is annotated as UBAP1-MVB12-associated (UMA) domain containing 1. The record is from RefSeq and is a predicted model, not a curated record. Lineage: Eukaryota; Metazoa; Chordata; Hyperoartia; Petromyzontiformes; Petromyzontidae.
GGUCCCUUAGCGGCUCAGGGCUUGCCCGCGUCACCCGGCUUCACGUAGCAGGUCACCGACUUACACACACAGACACACAGCACGACUAUCAUCAUCUACUUACUGCUUAAACACCACCACGACAACCACGACGACCACGACGACACUUCACCCGGCGUCAUUUACAAGCAAUUCUGUUCGACCACGAUGCUGUCCAGUCUUUUCGGAAAGAGAAACAAAGAACCGACCAGCAUUGCUCCUGCAACCACAGAGAAGGAAGAUGGAGGCUUCGUGCUCCUGGGAGAUGCAUCAGCUGCUGCGGUAUCUGCAGGACAGGCAAUGCCUGCACAUUUGUACCCGCCUCCCUUGUAUGCUGCUCAGCCGGGGCAGGCGGCAACGGGAGGCUCAACGGCCGCCGCCGGCGGCGGCCCUGCCCAACAGAGCGGCGAGGCCGCCCACCCGCUGAGCUGGCUGCACGGAGUUCCCUUCUCGCUGGCGCCACGCUACCAGCUGGGCCGGCAGGGGCAGCAGGACCCGCCGUCCUCCGUCUUCGUGCAGCUGAGCCAAGCCGACGAGAGCCUCAAGAGCUACGCGUACGACUUCGCUCUGGAGCGCUCGGUGCUGUGCUCCUCGUAGUGCCCGCCUGCGCCGCUCCUGCUCGUGCUGGUUGUUGCCGGCGUUGUUGUCGUGGUGGUGGGUCACCUCGCCCUCCCCCCCAACCUCCUCCCCCCCCCUCAGUGUGCCCUUACACUUACACAAACUCUGUUGCCCGCAUGUACUGUACUAAGCAACGUCGUUUCAUUCAUUUAUUUGGAAAUGCCACACCGAGUCUCAAGACUUGUCAGUAGAAAGGUAUUGGGCUUAUGCAUGUGUAAGUAACAACCUGCCAUUCAGUAGAGGUUGAAGUAACAGUCGGAGAUCUGCACGGCCACGUUCGCAAACGCAUCUGCUGUACUGCCUUGCCACUUCGUGGUCCGGUGGGUUUUAGAUUUUCACAAAUCUGCCCGAGUCACAAACUAAAUAAGCAUAGCUGAGUGUGCUAUACUUCAUCAAGGAGCAUAAACCAUCAUGCAAACUCCGGUCAUCCUCACAGCAGCGGCUUUUGGAUAACGGUCAAACAAAAGGCGGUCGCUACAUCGCGCGCUUUCGGAUGCGCUUCUGCGGCCGUCUGGAACGCUCUUCCUUUCCGAUAUUAGGAAGCCACUGUAGCUGUGCACUUUAAAAUCGUCUAAAUUGAAAACGAAUUUUUGUAGAGCUGCUUUUUGUGUUAGGUUUGUUGUGCUUCCCCUGCACCUCCGAUGAGCACGAUCGGCAAUGUACGGUGUGAAAGAAAUUCUACGUACACGCAUGCAUACGACUAUACUCCAUUCUGUGUCCAUCCCCAGGCGCCCCUGUGCCUCCACACGAGUCUGACAUCCCCUGGAUUAGAGUUGAAGCAAUUAGUCGUAUUGACCGUUGGAUCGAUCUUGUAGCUACACUUUCCAACCUGCAGUUGUUUGGUCAUGUCGACGGCAGUACCUUUGUGCCGCCGUAUAAUUUGUGACCGUUUUUUUUUGUGAACACCUAAUUAAGGCGUUGCAGAGCCAUCAAUUACGUGGUUUAUUUCGUUUAGAUUGGCGGCUAAAUCCUUGGAAGAGGAAAUCACACACGCUGUCACAGAGGUCUUUAUUCAAAUGUUUAUAUGCUGUUUACUCUCUCUGAACAUGACACUUGCUGAUCUGUGUUUUGGUAAUGUGGCUUGUUCUCUUUCUCUAACCGUUGAAAUGUAUUCUGGUACAUGCGCGCCUAUGGGCCAACGUGUACGCAGGAAGUGCACAGUACUUUAUUUACCUCAGCUCAGAAUUGGUUUGUGAACUCUUUCGCAACCCGCUAAGCAAAGACGCGGACAAUCGUGGGUCUUGCCUCACCGUGCCGACAGCAUCUUCCACAAAGCACGCAGCUCCGAGUGAUCGCCGGUGAACUUGAGCCGCCGCUAUUGUUGGCACGAGCCUGUGGCCUCGGCCAGCCGCAGUCGGACGGACGAUGGGUCGCCUUCAAAUCGUGAGUCACAGGAUGCAGCAUCCAGACCCUGUGCUAAGUUCUAACGAGACAGCAAGUGGUACCGACUCUUCGACAAUCACCCAACCGCCAACAGCUACACAAUGGGGCACCAUCAUUGGCUGGUUAAUAGUGGGUAAGUGAGGCAUUGUGAGGUUAGGCUGACCUAUAACCCACAGUGAGUCUUAACUCCCUUCUCUGCUUUUGGCCAUCACACGGCAGAUGACAGUGAGGGUGGAUGCACUGCUUCCACUCCUAUGGUCAUGGCAAUCGCUUCCUGUAGCCCGCUGUAGGUGGUUCAACUUUCAAGUUUAUUUUGUUUAACCAGGUGAGAACUCACCGAGGCCAGGAUAUCCUCUCAUGCGCAAGAGUGACCGGGGAGGGGAGAUGGGGGGGGGGGUCACCAAAAUGAUAAAAGCAAACCAAAUAAAAUCAAUUACAGCAAUGGAGCCUAUAGAAAUGGGAGCAAAAAAAGCUGUGCCACGUGAGAAAUCGAUAAUAUUGCACAAACACAAAUCGACAUCAAUACAAUCACUGUAGCUUACGUCAGUUUGGGCAGAUUAUUUUUCGACUGAUCGUAAUACUGUACAAUUAUAAUUGAGUUGCAUAUAUAUAGUGACUUGUAUAAUGUGUAAACGGACAAGGUUGCCCGUGUACAAUGGAGGUCUUUUUUUUUUUGGCCCGAGGUGGCUUAUUCAAGGAAUUUGUUAAGUUCACGGUGCCGUUCCCCUGCGAGGCACGUCGCUAUGUGUCCGGUAUUCCUUAGCCAUAGAGCGGUGCUUGGCAAUUGAAUACAGUUGUAGUAACUAGGUCAAGCAUUUGCAAUACUUUGCACUAAAGAUACUGGUGGGGUUUUCUUUUUAAUGGCCAUUGUUUGCAACGUAGAAAGUGAGCUGCGAUGCACAUUAGACGUGGCCUCUGUCUGCCAACAAUAGCACGUUUGUUUGUUACGUAGGCUAGAAAAUGAAAACGACUUUUCCGUGAACCUUUAAUUGAAAACAAAGGAAUAAAAAAUGUUAAUCUGUUUAUUGGUGUGGUGGAACUGCUCGGUAGCACUAAGUUGUUGUUGUUUUUUUUGUAACGGAAGGGCACGUGUGGAUAAUUUCAAGGCCCAUUACGCUGCGCAGCGAAAACGUAGCGUCCCAGCGUCGGCAGGCAGGCAGGCAGGAGCUCGGCCAAUUCGUGGUGCGUGCAGCGACUUGGCGAGAGACUGGGUGGUGGGUAGUGGCGGGCGUCAGUCAAGGGAUGCGGAGUCCCUUAAUUUGAGCACUGGUUUAAUUUGAUGGGAAGUAAUGGGAGCUCGCGGUGCUGGCUCCGGCUGCGGGGAUGUUCGUCCGUCAUUAUCGGCUUGGUUAGAGACUUGGCGUUUUCAUUCAGGCGUGAAACGGUGCACGGGCAAUUCUGUGAUUGGAUGAGGUGUGCGAUGAUUUGAUUCGGUAAUCGAAUCGCUUUUAGUUUGUUCUCAACGCGCCGUCUCAUUUGUAUGGGCUCCCACUGUCUCUCAUGUGCACCGUCGGUUUUUCCGGUACUUUUGAAUGUUGUGUUGUCUCGUCGGGGCUGUCUGAAUCAUUCCAUUAAAGAAAUUAUAAAAAAUGUAUAAUUUGAAAAUAUUCUAUGCUUAUUCGUAUGAUUCAAAGAAUGUAUUGAGUGUAAGCAUUAGUAUUCAAUGAUUAACCAUUGCAGGCCCACUGAAAAUGAGCUUGCGUACAUUUCCAAAUGGAAUGAUCUGGACAAUUGGUUAUCGAGUAGUUGUAUAAUAAUGUUUUGCCUGGGUCAUUAUUUAAAAGUCAGCAUAGUGGUGCUUACUGUUAAUGUCAUGGUUACGCUAUUGCCAAUUAUGCACAUAAUUAG